Populus euphratica (Euphrates poplar) is the source of this 533-nucleotide messenger RNA. RefSeq lists its product as uncharacterized. NCBI's taxonomy places the organism in Eukaryota, Viridiplantae, Streptophyta, Magnoliopsida, Malpighiales, Salicaceae. The transcript has a single exon. Bases 245 to 382 code for a protein of 45 amino acids. The record is from RefSeq and is a predicted model, not a curated record.
CGUGGCUCAUCUCCCACUGCACUAAGCACGCUACUGUUCGAUCUAACUCCCUUUCUAUAUCACUGCCUCCAGACUCCACUUUCUUCUUGUCUUCUUCAACUUCAAACAGAAACUUAGCCCUCACCCUAACUUUGGGUUCUCGUUUAUUUUUUUACAUCUUUUUUUUUUUCUCACUUUAAUAGAGAUAGUGUGAGAGAGCUAUAUAAAGAAUGUAAUAUUGCACCAUGUAGAGAUCUCAAAAGGAAUGGUGUUUUUCAAUCAAGCAAAUAUGGAAUUUGAGGCAAAGCCAAGAGUUCAUAGAAGGGUCUGGUUAGUGUUUCAAAAAUCAAUGGGUCUCCUCGUGGGUGGGAAUCAUACCUCCUCCAGGUUUUGCACUCGCUAAGUCUCUUGCUUUCUCUUCGGUUGGCUUAUCUCUCUCUUUUGAUUCCUAUUUUUUUUUUAAUAAAGACUCGAUCUUUUUGAAAAAAAACAAGUCUCUGAAAUCUUUAGUUUGAUUAAAAACUUGUCUUUGGUGCCGCUCUUGUGGUUGAAAG